UCUUCUGCCCUGAAGAAUGAUGAUACCAAGCCUCAUAGUCUCCUUUUUCUUCUUCUUACAUUUGGAGUUCAAUUAUGUCUGUAACUCUUCGUCUUCUCCACAGAUACCUGGAAGAAUUCACAUUUAUGUGGAAAGUGUAGGAGUUCUUUUAUGCCCCAGUUGGACAUUACAAGACAUAAGGCAUCCGAUGGAGAAGAGAAAAGAAAGAUCAGCAAAAACUCCUAUGAAUGCAUUAUGUGUGGGAAGCAUUUUGCAGAAAAAAAGACUCAUGUGCAUCCAAAGAGUGAUCUCAAGUUGCAUCUUACAAACUCCUUACGAGACCAUCCGGGAGAGAAACUGUACCAAUGUCAGCAGUGUGGGAAAUGUUUUGCUCAGAAUUCAACUCUCUUAAUGCAUCACAGAAUCCAUACAGGAGAGAAACCGUUCAAAUGCCAGGAGUGUGGGAAAUGUUUUGCUCAGAAUGCAAACCUUCUGAAGCAUCAGAGUGUCCACACAGGAGAGAAACCAUACAAUUGCCAGGAGUGUGGAAAACGUUUUGCUUAUAGGUCAGACCUUAGGACUCAUCAGAGAGUCCACUCAGGAGAAAAACCAUACAAAUGCCUAGAGUGUGGGAAAUGCUUUACUCAGAAUUCAAGCCUUUUGAUGCAUCAAAGACUUCAUACAGGAGAGAAGCCCUUCAAAUGCCUGGAGUGUGGCACAUGCUUUGCUACUUCUUCAUACUUAGCGAAACAUAAAAGAAUUCACACAGGAGAGAAACCCUUCAAAUGCCAAGAGUGUGAGAAAUGUUUUGUUCGCAAGGCAGAACUCAUGUAUCAUCAGAGACUGCACUCAGGAGAAAAACCUUACAAAUGCCUGGAGUGUGGCAAAUGCUUUGCUCAUGCUUCAAACAUUGUGAACCAUAAAAGAAUUCACACUCGAGAAAAAGUAUACAAGCCCCCACAGUGUGAGACAUUCCUGCAUUCGUUUCUUCAUUUUACCGAUACCCCGCCUUCAUCCCAAUAAAGGGAGGAAUAUUCCUAAAGCAGCUAAUGUUUACAGUUAAAAGUUAUAUUGAUAAUGUAAUAUAUCUGAAGUAUCAUGUGUAUUUCUGCAUUUAUUUUUGGAUGUUUCUAAAUUAAAAAUUUCAAAAUAGUA
This is a messenger RNA of Pogona vitticeps (central bearded dragon), 1134 nucleotides long. Lineage: Eukaryota; Metazoa; Chordata; Lepidosauria; Squamata; Agamidae. The record is from RefSeq and is a predicted model, not a curated record.